Phycomyces blakesleeanus NRRL 1555(-) is the source of this 2088-nucleotide messenger RNA. RefSeq lists its product as hypothetical. The transcript is spliced from 10 exons. Bases 1 to 2088 code for a protein of 695 amino acids. Gene Ontology annotation, molecular function: protein-macromolecule adaptor activity; ubiquitin protein ligase binding. NCBI's taxonomy places the organism in Eukaryota, Fungi, Mucoromycota, Mucoromycetes, Mucorales, Phycomycetaceae. The record is from RefSeq and is a predicted model, not a curated record. Gene Ontology annotation, biological process: ubiquitin-dependent endocytosis. Gene Ontology annotation, cellular component: plasma membrane; cytosol; cytoplasm.
AUGUCAAAAACAAAGAUCUACAGCAACAUCACCAAGAAAAUGCCACGACUACCCAAGGUUAUAACUGUGUCAGAGUUUGGCAGAAUUAUUAAAGAUAAAGAUUUCGGUGAACGGGUCUCCAGACGUGUUGAAGGAAAGAAUCUCAAAGAUAAUGCGAUCGGAAACUUGGUGGAAUCAGCAUCUGCCUUCCGCACAGAAAUAAGUAAUGAUGGUAGCAAUACAAUAAAUGUUGGAUAUAUCAGAAAAUCUCCAGGCUUUGAAAGCGUAGAGACACGGCAAAGACUCCUCGAGACAAUGAUAAUGAAGAAUAUCUAUCAUAUAUUUUUUUUUCUUUUGACAGCUGCCAAGAAAAACUUGGCUAAGAAAUCUCUAAAACUGCCAAGAUCACUACCAUUUACAAGGAUCGAUCUUGUCAAAGAAAAGCCGCCGUAUUUAAUUAUACAGGCACUUGGACCGCCGGAAUUCGGCUACGUGCGCCCAACAUUUGCGUUACAACAUCAAAUACUUCAAGAAUUAGUAAUCCAAAAGAGAGAAAUAACGAAAGAAAAUUGUGUAAAUUACUAUAGUUUCAUAAAUAUCAUGGCUAUUACAUCCUUUGAUAUCGUACCUGAUAAUGACUAUAUCUUACUACACGCCAAUGAUGUACCUGGUAGAGACAUGCUUAUCAUAAGAGGAUAUGUAACUCUGUGUGUAUCGAAACCGAUCUCCUUGCGCCAGAUCAGAGUUCAAUUGAAAGGAGUCCUUAAAAGUGUAGUUAACACUGAAUUUACCGACAAAGUCACUGGUCUUUCCAAAUCUGUUCAGGUUCUAGUCCGUGAACAAAAAGAAAUUCUGGGAUCAGUUGCUCGAUUAGAACCAGGUGUUUCUCAGCGCUGGCCGUUUGAAAUCAUUAUUCCGGAUAGCGAUAGACUGCCAGGUUCACUCACCAUCCCUAAUCACUCUAUUGUCUAUGAUCUCAGUGCCAAGUUGAUCCUAGCAUCGGUUACUGAGCUGUUCAAGUUUGGAUUCUGGGCCGCCAAAGAACGAGUUUCAUCAUCUUCAUCAGUACCAUCUCCUCCUUCCUCUUCUUCUUCCUCUUCUAUCACAGUAUUACCACCACCGCCACAAAGUAACAUUUUGUCCCCAUUAUUGGAUCGAGAGAGGAGCAACGACAAGAAUAAAAAGAAAGAUCAUCAAACUCGCCCUUGGUUACGGGCCAGACACAGCCUUGAAAUCCAGAAACAUACUUUUGGCUAUCUGGACAUCCCGUUGUUACUCGACGUGUUUCAAAAGAGAUACCAAGGUACACGACAGGGUCAUUUGUCGUACACAGUAAUCUGUCCUUCGCUUAUUGUCCGAACUCAGGACUCUAUUGGUUUCCAGUGCACUCUGACCCCACUGAAGGAAGAUACCCAGGUUGUUCAGAUAAUCGCUGAACUUGAGCAAUCAGAACGAUACCCUAUUCAACCAGGAGAAUAUAAAUCUGACCAGACAUUUGAAGGCAACAUGAUGCGGACUCGUAUUCGAAAGAUAGUCCAUAUGGAAAGAACUAUCCUGCCUAGUGAGUCACUUGAAAAUUUGUCAUUUUCUUUGGAUCUCGAUUGGUCAAAGAUUUCUCGCCAGCUCUCGUUUCCAGGGUUGGAAAUCAACCACCAACUGCGUCUCCAGAUACACUUUUCCAGGACAGAGAUGGCCAAGCCCAUGUCACUUAGUUUCCCAAUCCGGGUGGGAAGUAUACCCAGUAGUGAUCAAAGCCACGAAACGGCACCAAUCAGUCAGAUGACCGAUGCUGCGGAUAUGAGCCAGUCUAAUUAUUAUAAUUAUAAUACAGAAGAUGAAAGCGAUAGUGAAGACAAUAGUGAAGGCGAAGGCGAAGGUCAUGAAUAUACAUAUGAAUACGAAGAAGGAGAAGGAGAGGAGAUUGGCGAGCAGAGGGAGGAUAGUGUAAAUAGAACCCGAAGAAGAAGAAUAAGAAGAAGAAAGCUUGUAUUGCAUACUAGAGAUGAAAGCCUUCCAAGUUAUGAUCAGGUCUUAUUGGAAGCUUCUCCACCAUCUCACACAAUCGAGACGCACGUUCCCUCGUCAAUUGGUUGUCUUGAUCAGCCAUAG